AUGAAAGGUAAAACUGUAUGGAGAGAGAAAAACGGCAUCGUUGUUUUCAAAUGGAAGGAUAAGCUUAUACUUACAACUAAGCAUAAACUCAACUUCGUUGAAGUCUCAAGCAGAACUGAGACCAACAGGAAGCCGGAAGCUAUUGUGGCUUAUAAUAAUGCAAAAAGCUUUAUCGAUGUAUCCGACCAGUUGUCAUCCUACUCUACCUCAGACGGAGUAUCAAAUGGUACAGGAAGGUGA
Messenger RNA from Acanthoscelides obtectus, 240 nucleotides. Lineage: Eukaryota; Metazoa; Arthropoda; Insecta; Coleoptera; Chrysomelidae. The record is from the annotation of a GenBank genome assembly.